AUGGACAUCAGCUCUAUGUUCCGCGGGGCUCUGCCUACGAUAGCGGAAAAUGCGACUAGCGCCACAAAAAAUGCGUCAAGUCCAGAUCAUAUGGACGGCAAUAUAGUCGAGACUCUGCUCCCGCUGCUGGGUUUGCGCGCCCUCGUUCCCAUGUACGGCUUCAUCGGAAACUCUCUGGGUCUCGAUCUGACCUGGGUUCUGACCUUGUUUGGUAUGGUCUGGGCUUUUAACAAGCUAGGCCGCCAAGUCUAUGGCACUCUUUAUGGAUUCGUGACUGAAAAUUUGAUGAGCAACAUCCAUAUUAGCAGUAAUGAUGAUAUCUACAUUCACCUCAUGAAGUGGCUUGCUCAGCAGCCUCGACUGACCAACUCAAGGUCGUUGACCGCCGAAACUGUCAGCAAGACUGCAUGGGAAGAUGAGGACGAUUCAAACGUCUCGAGAGACAAGUCGGGCCUCUACUUGAAUUUCGCAAACCAGGAGGCUAGAUCUCCACCUCGCUUCAUUCCUGCCAUUGGUCUGCAUAACUUUCGCUGGAGCGGCACGCGUUACGGCUUACACCGUAAGCAAGAAUCCGUCUUCGAUGAUGGCGCCAACAGCGGCUUCUCGUCAAUCAAAGAUAGGGAAGAUCUGAUUAUUUCAUGUUUUGGUCGUAGUCCAGAACCUAUCAAGAGGCUUCUCAGGCAUGUCAAAGAGUUUCACUACGACAACCAUCACGCCAGAACGCUUGUCAAGCGACCAAAUCCGCAAAAUCUACGCCGUUUUGGUGGACGGAAUUGCUGGCAACAGGUGGCGGAUCGGCCGAUUCGAGACAUGAAAACUGUCGUUCUCGACAAGCAGCAGAAGAUGCAGGUCCUCGCCGACAUCAACGAGUACCUCCACCCGACUACUCCUCGCUGGUAUGCCAACCGUGGCAUUCCGCUUCGUCGUGGCUAUCUAUUCUAUGGUCCCCCUGGCACAGGCAAGACGUCUCUGUCUUUCGCUCUAGCUGGAGUUUUUGGACUUGACAUUUACGUUAUUUCCCUCUUGGAACCAUCUCUCACUGAAGAAGACCUCAGUGCUCUCUUCAGCACUCUUCCAAGACGUUGCAUUGUUCUCCUAGAAGAUAUAGACACGGCUGGCCUGAAGCGUCAUCCCGACGAGAUGGCAAAGGAUGCAGCCGGGAGAAAGGAGGAAAGCAAAGGAGACCAAAAGGAGACGCCAAACGACUGGAAGGUUAGCGAUCUGGCCAAGGCCCUCAAGAAAGAAGGAAAUGAUGACAAAAAGGGCAUUUCUCUAUCCGGGCUGCUGAACGCUAUCGAUGGUGUCGCCUCCCAUGAAGGCCGUGUCCUUAUCAUGACGACGAACAUCCCCGAAUCUCUCGAUGAAGCUCUCAUUCGGCCUGGCAGAGUCGACCUGCAGGUCGGUUUCACCAACGCCACGCGCGCCCAGGCCGAGGAGCUUUUCAUCCGUAUGUACGAGGCCGACCAAGGUCGCCAACGGCAGAAGCAGAUGCCCAAUGGACACGUCAAGGAGGACAACGACACCAACGGACAUAUUGUCGCGCCGGAGACGGAGAGCGCAAUAAAGUCAGGCGAUCUGGAUAUAGCCGUCGAGGAACUUCCGGCGAUCGCAACGCGGUUUGCAGAGAAGAUCCCUGAUGGAAGGUUUUCGCCGGCUGAGAUCCAGGGAUACCUGCUUAAGCGCAAGAAGCACCCGCUCAAAGCUUUGGACGAGGUGGACAAGUGGGUUGAGGCGUUGCUACAACAAAAGGCCUCCAAGUCAAAGGUCUUACACGUCCAGUAG
This is a messenger RNA of Truncatella angustata, 1782 nucleotides long. Its product is annotated as BCS1 N terminal-domain-containing protein. The transcript is spliced from 3 exons. Gene Ontology annotation, molecular function: ATP hydrolysis activity; ATP binding. NCBI's taxonomy places the organism in Eukaryota, Fungi, Ascomycota, Sordariomycetes, Amphisphaeriales, Sporocadaceae. The record is from RefSeq and is a predicted model, not a curated record. Gene Ontology annotation, biological process: protein insertion into mitochondrial inner membrane from matrix; mitochondrial respiratory chain complex III assembly. Gene Ontology annotation, cellular component: mitochondrial inner membrane. The coding region runs from base 1 to 1782 and encodes 593 amino acids.